AUGACGUCAUGGGCAAAAGAGCCAGACGACUGUUACCGUGAUACGACCCGUACAUUAUGUGACUGGUUCUUUGACCGUCCGUCCACGUCCUCCCAGGCUCAGCACUAUGCCGCAACCAGUCCGCAGCCAAUGUUGUACUCUGUGAGGAGAAAUCAGACAUUAGGUGAGACAACGACCCCUAACAACUUGUACCGUCACAGCGACCAAUUCUGGAACGACCGCUUUAAACAGCUGAAGACUGGCUCCAGUCAAAGUAAUAAAACCACCACCUACUUCAAACCCACGGAUGGUGUGAACAGACACGGUUUGUUGUCUGGGAGCUGGUGUCGUGGUAGGACUACUCCGUUCCGGGCCUCCAUGGGGAAUCUGUAUACUGCGUCUCGUGCUGCUGAGAAUAUUCCAUCUGAUGACGGAAGUUGUGUUGAUCCGUGUCAUACUCUCCAAUACGGAACGGAUGGCAACACCGGAAGUUCGGUAGAUCCACAACCUCUCUGGAGCUCAGCUGACUAUUUUAGAGAUCUCGACUGA
Messenger RNA from Ylistrum balloti, 528 nucleotides. RefSeq lists its product as uncharacterized. NCBI's taxonomy places the organism in Eukaryota, Metazoa, Mollusca, Bivalvia, Pectinida, Pectinidae. Bases 1 to 528 code for a protein of 175 amino acids. The transcript has 5 exons. The record is from RefSeq and is a predicted model, not a curated record.